CUGGCUUCCACGCUCAGACUUCUCCCAGGCCUUCGCCUCGAUAUACUCACAGUACUUGGCCUCCGCACGAAGGAAGUUAGCUACGAUACUUUGAAUAGUCUCAUAAGGGAAAGCUGUGGGUGGAAGGAACUUCAGUACAUCAGCCACAGCUCAGAAGUGCUGGGAUUUGCGAAGCUUGAGCGGCUUCACUUUGGCGAUGAAAGUAUCUUAGAAGACAGAGACGGUGCUCUAUCAAGGCCUCCAGUCGCCAUUUACCGUUCAACUGUGUCUGACUGUCCCGGCUCAGUCAUUAAUGUGAACGCGCGCGCGCGAUUCGAACAGAAGAUGCCCGAAGACACAGCAGCACAAGAAGCCUUUGGCAUAGCAGAGGAUGCAGGACUAAUGGCUUAUGGCGAGAGAGGCAAAAAGAUUAUGAUCAUCGUCAAGAGAGGGGCCGGUGUUAAUUACGAACAAAAGAAAGACUCGCGAUUCAUUCAAAGCGAUAUUCGCCGGGAUAUGCCAGGGAAGACUUGGAAGGAAAUUCGAUACGAGUGCAUCGAUCGCAUCUUCGUAGAUGAUGAU
This is a messenger RNA of Fusarium vanettenii 77-13-4, 561 nucleotides long. RefSeq lists its product as uncharacterized. The transcript is spliced from 2 exons. NCBI's taxonomy places the organism in Eukaryota, Fungi, Ascomycota, Sordariomycetes, Hypocreales, Nectriaceae. The annotation marks the transcript as partial. The record is from RefSeq and is a predicted model, not a curated record.